CGUCGACCACAAGCAGGAAACAAACAGUCAUUCAUACAAGUAUUAUUUACGGUGUGGUCAUUCUUAAAUGCAAAAUUGUUUGUUAUGUAUAUCGUGGGUGCUGCCGUGCCGUGUUUUCAUUUAAACGGGAGUUCCUGGAAUGUUUCCUUUAUUUCUGGGAUAGGUACACUUAAAAUCUUCAUUCUUAAAAUAUCACGAGUGCGUAUUUUUGUAAAUAACAUUGCGCGACCCCUGCCCGAAUUUAUCAAUUCUUUGUGAGACAACAUUUUUGGCGGGUAGCGGAAUAAUUUCGAUACUGAUUCAUCGCAUUUCUAGGAAAAGUAUCAAGAUUCGCUCGAUGAUGGAAACAAGCACGGACAGAUACUUGCAUAAGAAGUUCAAAAAACAACUGAAUUUGGAGGGAAGCAGCUUCUAUCAGAAUGAGGAAAGGACAAAUGCGCUAAUUGUACCAAAUCUGCAGACCGGCAGUGUGGUUGCUAACGAGGCAGCGAUUCCUGGGGUAUUGUCACAGAAUGCUGACAAUGUUUCGGUUAUAACUAGUAACAAUGUUGUGCCAAAUUUUAGUACAAAUAAUGAAAGUGUUAAGAGUAACGCAUCGUGUAAUGUGAAGUCUUCCAUAUCACAUUUUAAUGUAGGAGAAAGACGAGAAGCCAUAACUACUGAAGUAGAUCCACAAUCUUCGAACACUUGCAUAUCAUAUGUAAUUUCAAAACAUAGUAGAUUAGACAACAGAAAUCAACCAGAAAUCCACUUUAGAACUGCUAAUUUUGAUACAAGAUUUAACAAUUCAGAACCAAUAGGUAUCUCGACAGUCGGUACGUCUUCCAUUUUAGACAAUGUUUAUACAGAACAAUACGUAACUUCCAAAUUGGUACAUGUAGAUAAAAUAGAGGACAUAUCCUCCAACUUUAGCAUAGUUAAUAAUGACCAUAUAUCGCAUUCUGAGAGCACACUAGAUAGUAGAACGUUAGAAUCCAACUAUUCGACCGAGUUCGGUUCGGCGGAAAAAGGUAGCGGAGGCAAGUACAUUUGUUCCUACUGCAACUUGGCGUGUUCGAAGCCUAGCGUCCUGCAGAAGCACAUUCGGGCGCACACAAACGAAAGGCCCUACCCGUGCGUCAGUUGCGGUUUCAGUUUCAAGACGAGGUCCAAUCUCUACAAGCAUUGUCGUUCUCGAACGCACGCCAACCGAGUGAUGGGCAACAAAGCGAAUAACGAACUCGAGGCGGACAGUUCGAGUAAGAUGGCGGAGAUUUUAAACGAGGACAGUAAUAAUUCGCAAUCGCGCGACGACAUGCCGGAAGACGCGAGCGUUGGCAACGAAAGACUGGGCCAAAAUCUCAAGAACAAACCGUACAAGCCGAGAUUUCACAAUUCUCGGGUUUUUUUCGAUGUCGACGAUCAGGACCCCGUGCAGAAACCGUCGAAUUCCGAUCUAUUAUCCUUGCACAUCAAUGAAGUGAUCAGUAAAAAUAACGCGAUUGUGAAUACCAACGAACCGUAUUUACUCAGAAAACGUUCUAUGGAUAAUAGUCUUCUGGAGGGUGCUACGAAUAAUGGAUCGAUACAUCGGUACAACGAAGUCGGUAGUCCGCGCCAGCAGGUGGAAGAACGCAGCGUGGAGGAGCCCCUAAAUUUGACGCAUAAAAUUCGAAAACGGUGCGUGAGCGAGGUGAUCGAGCCUACCAUACAUAAAAGCUUAAUCAAGGAGUUGUUGCUGAAAAAUCUCUACGCCGAUUCCAUGCAAUGUCCCCACUGCAAAAUGAUCUUUCAAACCGUUACCGAGCUGGAACUGCACAAAAUGCGAAGCUGUAAGGGCCUCACCAAGGUCGGGCCGAGAUAUAACCGAAGCAGCUCGGUAAACGUGGCCUCGAUUUUGACAAAGAACAAAAACGCGUUCGACUCCAUGCCGUACUACCCCAGCACCACGUUUCCGCUAAAAUCGCCCGGGCCGUUUUUGGGCAACACUCGUCUGGUGGAGAGCGACAAAAGUAAAUCGUUCUCGUUCGACGACAGCUUCGCCAAAUUUCAAAGUACACAAGCGAAUAUUUUAAAGUCGCCGCUACGCUAUUCGCUAUCGCCGCUGUGUUUCGAGGGCGAUCGCGCGAAAAAGGCGCCCGUUAAACUAUUCGGGGGGGAGGUGAAAAUCACGCCGACCUCCGGAACGAAAAGCUUUAAAAUCGACAGCAAGGACAACGAAAGGUAUCACGAUCGCUUUUUGGAUCACGACGAAAGACUGAGUGAAAAUCGUGUCGUCAAAUCGAGUUUGCAGUCGGGCGGAACCGUGCUGCAGAACAAGGCGAGUUUUAACAACAAGCAGGAGUCGUUGCGAUCACCCACGGACGUUAUUCGAAUGUACGACACCUCAGAAUUCGACAAAGCCAAAUUUAAUUACGGCUCACAGUCGACUCGCGAAGUAUCGAAUUUAUCGAGACCGUUGUCGGCGGGGAGCGGUGACGGGGGUACCUCGUACAAAUACACGAAUAUUAUGGAUUUUAGUCAGAAGGCUGUCAAGUUACUAGCGCCGAAUUUGAAGCAACCCAACCUUCGAAUUCCCGGCGUCCCCGUUCCGGUACCUCCCAAAAUUAUUAUUCCCCACUCCCCACUGGUUCCCGUAGAUAUGAAUAACCUCGAAAUGCCCAAAUUGUCGGCGGAGAGCAGCCCUCUUGUCCCGAAAGCACCCCAAUUGUCUCACAAGCAAAUUCGUUUACUAAAAACCGAUUCCAAGGAGCAACCGGUUUUACCGGCGGCGGUUUGCAAUCCUGUUAAUUUAUUGGUUAACGGAAAAGUGGUCCGGUACGUUCCCGGCAUGCCCGGACCGGUGGCGGCCGAAUCGCCAGUGGCGUACGCCUCUAACACGCUUCGUUCGCCCGCAUCUCUCAAGUCACCCAGUCCGUUGGACACGCGGCCUUCUGAUAACCUCAUCGGCGCGGACUCGGAUAGGAACACCCCGAAAUAUCCGGACAACCGAAUUACGGUCGUCAAGUCGCCUCUCGCGAGGACCAAAUCGCCGAACCGCUCGUCGCCGUCGUCAAUAAGCGAAACUCCGAAGAGGUUCGCGAGGCCGAACACGUUGGCGCUCAAACCGAGCAUUUCCGCGCAGAAGCAGCAUCACGGCCUCACGCCGACCAUGUUCAAUCAGAUACUGAUCAGUCCGGAUACGCCUCGCAUCGCUAAGAAGUACAUGCAGCAUUUUCUACACGGCAACUACUUCAGUUAUCUGGGUCUGAAAAGUAGCACAAAGUCGGUGUACUGUACGCUGAAUAAAACGCAGCCGUUUUACGUGCCGCAUUUUAAAAAGUUGAGCAUGUAUUCGGAAUGGAGGCAGCAGGAUAUCAAGGGGGAUAAGCUGUACGUUAGUGCGUACGACUCUCGACAACGACAGCCGAGAUAUGUAACGGCGGGCAAGGCUAGCGCGGAUUUGGUUGUGCAUUCCAGUUAUAAGUUCAUAAAUGACUCUGGAGGGAAACAAGACGAACAAAACAAGUCCACAUCAAUAUUAGGAGGAUACGAAUCAAAUGAAGACUAUACCUACGUGCGCGGAAGAGGAAGGGGCCGAUACGUCUGUGAUCAAUGCGGAAUUCGAUGCAAGAAACCGUCGAUGUUAAAGAAGCAUAUUAAAACGCACACCAACGACCGACCGUAUACGUGCAGCCAUUGUAAUUUUAGCUUUAAAACUAAGGGGAAUUUAACCAAGCAUAUGAAGAGUAAGGCGCAUACGAAAAAUUAUACGGCAAGCAGUAGUUCUAAUUCUUCGGCUCAUCAAAGUGGUACGCAAAGUUCGGAUUCGGAUACUGAGGAUAGUGGCAUGGACAGUAGUGACGAAUCUACAAGGCAGCAGGAGCACGAAGCAGCAUAUGGCUUACUAUCUCUGUCGCAAAAAGCUCCUCAAAACGCGUCAUCGAAUUCUGAACCCGAUAUAAAUUCGUUAAACAUUAAUCCCGUAGAAAACUCGUCCAGUUUCAUGAACGCCGAACAGAUAACUCAAGUGAACAAUAAAAACUUUGCCAAAAAUAAAAUCCUCGAUCGGCACGUUUCCCUAAACUUCAGUGCAUCUAAAAUUACGCCCGAAGUUAUCGCCACAAACGAUAGAUCGUCUAAGGAUACUCAAAGUUUUCACACGUUCUUCGGUACAAAUAGGCCCUUAACAUAUCCGUACACAUCAGAAAUGGUAGACGAAAGUUUAUCGAGUCAAAAUGCGGCGUCAAUUUUUAGUCCGGUUGUCGAUUCGUCGAGCAACUUAUCCGAACCGAGAAAGGAGUUGCAAAAUACGUCCGCGUUUAGCAUUGUACAAAAACAUAACGUUCACUACUCGCCUCCCGAAGAUGGUUCGGGACGGACGACUGAAAGUAAAAGUGUUACGAUUCCUAUUACGAUUAGUUACGAUUCUAGUUAUUUAAAUCAGUAUAAAUCUCACGAUGUUGUUCCUAUAAUUUCAAAUCAUCAGAGGCCGAUUCCUUCAGUUAAAGUCAACGAUAGAAUUACUACUUCCUACGAAAGUGUUCCUGCGGAUGUCAGAAAACGUAAGGUGCAAGAGGUUCAAGUUUCGAACAGCGUAAAGGUCAUUAAAAUUAAUUCCGAAUCCGAAGCUAUGGAUUUAUCGAUGCCAUCAUUAGUGGAGAAGUCCCCUGCCGGUACUUUGAACGUUAACGGUAUUUUGUGCAAUAAAGAUAUUAAUCAUUACACGGUGAUCGAAACGAACAAUAAAGUGAAAGUGGCGGAAACCGCAGGGGCGGUCAGAAAACCAGAGUACAAAAACGAAGGUGCAAACUACAGUAACGAUAGGAUACAAAUGCCAUAUGAAAAGAAUGACGAAAAUUCUAUGCAUAAUUGUGAUAGUAGCGAGGAAUUAUCGUACAGCGAAGAGAGCGAUAACGCGAUUAAUCUAAAAAUGUCACCGAAAAACAAGGCGGACGACUCGAUCAACGUUAACUACGUCAUACAAGAGAACAGCACCUCGGUUAUUACGGCGUAUACGGACUUACCGAACAGUUACACGCCUAUGGACUACGAUAAUAGUGCCAUGGAAACCUUGGCGGACGUCGCUACGAAACAAGUUAAGCUCGAGAAGAACACGCUGGCAAAGAGCGUGGCGUCCGAAUACCUGAAGUUAGCGACGAAGAACGAGUUUCAAAGUAUGGAAGGCGCGACGGAGUCGAAUAAGGAGGUGACGGAGUUGAUGGUCAAGCCGGAGGAGAACAAAAAUUGUACCAUUUGUUCGAAAAGUUUCAGCAAACCAUCACAGUUGAGGUUACACAUGAAUAUACACUACCUUGAAAGACCAUUUCGCUGUGAUCCAUGCUCGGUGAGCUUCAGAACGAAAGGCCACUUCCAGAAACACGAACGAAGCGCAGGUCAUCACAAUAAAUUAUCGUCGUCGCCGAUGUUCUCCUCGUCGGAACCGCGUCCUUUCAAGUGCUCCGACUGUAAGGUAGCUUUUCGAAUACACGGCCAUCUGGCGAAACAUUUGAGAUCGAAAUUGCACAUAAUGAAGCUGGAAUGUCUCGCCAAGAUUCCUUUCGGUUUGUACGCGGAGUUGGAACGGGCCAAUAGUCUUCUCACCGAAAUCAAUACCACCGACGGGGACCAAUGCUUGGAGAGUUUAAAGGCUCUGGCGAGGAAAGUGUUUGUAAACGACCCGAGCAAAUUAAAUCAAUUAGAAGUAUCAAUGAACAAUGUAGAUUCAUCAAAUAGUUAAGUUUGAAUAGUAUAUAAUUUAAAUUACAUGCAAGACUGAGUAAACAAUUUAUUGAACAUAAAAGUAUAUAUACAUUUUUUUAAAGCAUUUUAACGUUAAAUGAAUAUUAUAGUUUAUAUAACUAGAUAGUAUAAUUAUACAAACUGCAUUCUCAUGUGUCAAAUCUAUUAUGUGAUGUGAUAUAAGUAACUAAGUAUAAAGUUUUAUUGUUUAUUUUAAUUAGAAUUUGAAAUGUUACGUUUAAGAAAGUUCUUGUUGCUGUCGUACAAUGUACGAUCGGGUGACAUUUUAUUUAAUCUUUCAUGAACACAAGUGAUGUCUUUGUUAGCAAUAUGAUUGUUUUCUUUUGCGCAUUGUUUUAUUUUGUAAACAUAUGCCAUUCAUGUUACUUAGAUUAAGUGUGUUUCAAAUUGUACAUAUGAUUUAUUAUUAGUUACAAAUUAUGUGAUGAUUUGUAUUAAGAACUGUUACUUUCAUUAUGUUGUUCAAUCCAAGUGCAACAUUGAAUUGUUGAAUAAACUUUUGUUUUAUUUCUA
Messenger RNA from Photinus pyralis (common eastern firefly), 6234 nucleotides. RefSeq lists its product as uncharacterized. Gene Ontology annotation, molecular function: RNA polymerase II cis-regulatory region sequence-specific DNA binding; zinc ion binding; DNA-binding transcription factor activity, RNA polymerase II-specific. The coding region runs from base 338 to 5698 and encodes 1786 amino acids. The transcript has 9 exons. NCBI's taxonomy places the organism in Eukaryota, Metazoa, Arthropoda, Insecta, Coleoptera, Lampyridae. Gene Ontology annotation, cellular component: nucleus. Gene Ontology annotation, biological process: regulation of transcription by RNA polymerase II. The record is from RefSeq and is a predicted model, not a curated record.